CGAUUCAGCGGACAGUGUUUCAACAAUUAGGUACGAUCAAGCAAGUGUACUCAAUAAUAUUUUUUUGUGAUUUACCCAAGGGAGUGUGGGUGACCUAACUAGAGAAAUAUCGUGAUCAAAUCAACAUGUCCGCGGCUACCGCGAGUGUGGAUUUGGAGAAUCCAACUACUUUAUUAACUCCAAAAAACAUAUUCUACUUCCUACUUAUACCAGCUUUGGUAUUAUGGUACGCUUACUGGAAAAUAUCUAGGCGGCAUAUGGUUGAACUUGCCUCGAAAAUUCCAGGCCCAGAAGGACUCCCGCUCCUAGGAAGUGCCCUCGAAUUUGUCGGAACCUCAGCAGAUAUUUUCAAAAGAAUGUACGCGAAAUCAUUCGAAUACGGAAACACUGUCAAAGUGUGGAUAGGCCCAAAACUUCUCAUAUUCUUGGUUGAUCCAAGAGACGUAGAAAUCAUCCUGAGCAGUCACGUCCAUAUCGACAAAGCCUCCGAAUACCGAUUCUUCCAGCCCUGGCUCGGAGACGGUCUUCUCAUCUCCACUGGUCAGAAAUGGAGGGCUCACAGAAAACUGAUCGCACCCACUUUCCAUUUGAACGUCCUCAAAUCCUUCAUCGACCUGUUCAACGCUAAUUCCAGAGAAGUAGUUCAAAAACUGAAGAAAGAAGUUGGCAAAGAGUUUGACUGUCACGAUUACAUGUCAGAAGCUACUGUGGAAAUUCUAUUGGAAACUGCAAUGGGAGUCAGUAAGAAGACCCAAGAUCAGAGUGGGUACGAUUACGCCAUGGCUGUCAUGAAGAUGUGCGACAUUUUACAUCUGCGUCAUACCAAGGUCUGGCUGAGACCCGAUUUCAUCUUCAAUUUGACGAACUAUGCUAAGAAGCAAGAGGGACUCAUAGGCAUUAUUCACAGUUUGACCAGGAAGGUAAUCAAGAGGAAGAGAGCAGAUUUCGAGAAAGGAAUCAGAGGAUCAACAGCCGAAGUACCAGAAGAAUUGAAAACCAAGAAUUAUGACAAAAAUGUUUCAUCGAAGACUGUAGUCGAAGGUUUAUCUUAUGGUCAAGCAGCUGGUCUGAAGGAUGACUUGGAUGUGGACGAUGACGUAGGAGAAAAGAAGAGGAUGGCUUUCUUGGAUUUGAUGAUCGAAGCUUCGCAAAACGGAGUAGUCAUCAAUGACGAAGAGAUCAAGGAGCAAGUAGAUACCAUUAUGUUUGAAGGACACGAUACGACAGCAGCUGGCAGUAGCUUCUUCCUCUCCAUGAUGGGUGUUCACCAAGAUAUUCAAGAUAAAGUUGUACAGGAGAUUGACGAAAUCUUUGGUGACUCAGAUAGACCUGCUACAUUCGCAGAUACUUUGGAAAUGAAAUACUUGGAGAGAUGCUUGAUGGAAACGCUUCGCAUGUAUCCACCAGUGCCGAUUAUUGCUAGGCAGCUUCGGCAAGAUGUUAAAUUAGCGUCCGGAGAUUACACUCUUCCAGCUGGAGCAACAAUUGUUAUUGGUACCUUCAAGAUUCACCGCCAAGAGGACGUUUACCCCAAUCCUGAUAAAUUCGAUCCCGACAACUUCUUACCGGAACGUAGUGCCAACAGACAUUACUAUUCCUUCAUUCCAUUCUCAGCUGGACCAAGAAGUUGUGUGGGACGUAAAUACGCCAUGUUGAAACUCAAAAUCCUUCUCUCCACGAUUUUGAGAAACUACCGCAUUUAUUCCACUGUUGAAGAAAAGGACUUCCAACUGCAGGGUGAUAUCAUUUUGAAGAGGGCUGAUGGAUUCAGAAUCAAACUGGAACCAAGGAAGAGGGUGUUGAAAGCAUAAGAAGUUUAUUGACAACUGGAAAAGUAGAAAGUAGUGUUCGUUUAAAAUGUAAUAAUUUAUGAUAUUUGUUUUUGUUUUUAUAAUAUAUCUGUAUUUUAACCCAUCAUAGAUUGCAAUAAUGAAUAUGAUUCAUUACUA
Leptinotarsa decemlineata (Colorado potato beetle) is the source of this 1949-nucleotide messenger RNA. RefSeq names its product Cytochrome P450 4g15 (gene Cyp4g15). NCBI's taxonomy places the organism in Eukaryota, Metazoa, Arthropoda, Insecta, Coleoptera, Chrysomelidae. Gene Ontology annotation, molecular function: monooxygenase activity; iron ion binding; oxidoreductase activity, acting on paired donors, with incorporation or reduction of molecular oxygen. The record is from RefSeq and is a predicted model, not a curated record.